This is a messenger RNA of Columba livia (rock pigeon), 619 nucleotides long. RefSeq names its product lymphotactin. The record is from RefSeq and is a predicted model, not a curated record. Lineage: Eukaryota; Metazoa; Chordata; Aves; Columbiformes; Columbidae. Gene Ontology annotation, biological process: immune response. Gene Ontology annotation, molecular function: chemokine activity. The coding region runs from base 116 to 487 and encodes 123 amino acids. Gene Ontology annotation, cellular component: extracellular region. The transcript has 3 exons.
CUGGGGAAAGGAGGUGGUUCUCUGUCACCAGAAAAAGUGCUGCCACUCAAGUUUUUCCACUCACAGUCAGCCCCCCCAUGACAGCCCAAAAGUGAACACAAGGACUGACCACCGAAUGACAAUAUAUAAACUCUGUCAAAGGGGGCUGACAAUAGCCACUUUCUUCUCUGCCUUGACAAAGAAGCCACCAGCAAUGAAACUGCAUGCUGCAGCUCUCCUCGUCACCUUCUUACUUGGCAUCUUCCUUGUGCAGAUGGUGGAAGGGAGUGUUGGAAGUCAGUCGAUGCGCAAAGUCAGCUGUGUAAACCUGACUACAAGACAACUGAACAUCCGAAAUCUCAUCAGCUAUGAAAAGCAACAACUUCCAGUAGAUGCCGUUAUGUUUAUCAACAGAAAGGGUAUCAAGAUCUGUGUAAGCCCUCAUCAGAAAUGGGUGCAGACUGCCAUAAAGAAAAUAGACCAAAGACGUACCACCCAAGGCAAAUAAUCCUGUCCUAGGCAAGCAUCUAAGGCCAACUAAAUGGAACCAUCAUCAGUGCUGCACAAAACAGGGAAGCGAGCCUUAGGAUCUGCUUUUAAUUCCUGAUGAUUAAUUGGUAAUAAAAUCUCUGAACAAACA